CGAAGCUGUAGAAGUGGUUACGGUUACUUUGAACAUCAUCACUUUCCUCCCUACGGCCUGUGUUCCCCGGGAGGAGGGGGCGGGGGAGACCCCGGGCCGGGGCGAUGGCGGCUCACAAGCCGGUGGAGUGGGUGCAGGCCGUUGUAAAUCGCUUCGAUGAGCAGCUUCCAAUCAAAGCUGGACAACAGAAUACCCACACCAAAGUGAGCAUGGAGCACAACAAGGAAUGUCUCAUAAACAUUUCAAAGUACAAAUUUUCUCUGGUCAUAAGUGGACUAACAAAUAUCUUAAAAAACGUAAACAACAUGCGAAUAUUUGGAGAAGCUGCUGAAAAGAAUUUAUAUUUAUCUCAAUUAAUUAUAUUGGACACACUGGAAAAAUGUCUCGCUGGGCAACCGAAAGACUGCAUGCGAUUGGAUGAGACAAUGCUGGUGAAACAGUUGCUACCAGAAAUAUGCCAUUUUAUCCACACACACCGUGAUGGCAACCAACAUGCUGCUGAGCUCAGGAACUCUGCUUCAGGGGUCCUAUUUUCUCUCAGUUGUAAUAAUUUUAAUGCUGUUUUUAGUCGUAUAUCUACAAGGCUACAGGAACUGACGGUUUGUUCGGAAGAUAAUUUUGAUGUUCAUGAUAUAGAAUUGAUACAGUACAUUAAUGUGGAUUGUUCAAAACUGAAAAGACUCUUACAAGAAACUGUCUUCAAAUUUAAAUCUCUGAAGAAAGUAGCUCAGCUUGCAGUCAUCAACAGUCUGGAGAAGGCAUUUUGGAAUUGGGUAGAAAAUUAUCCAGAUGAAUUUACAAAAUUGUACCAGAGACCGCAGACUGAUAUGGCAGACUGCGCAGAAAAGCUAUUUGACUUAGUGGACAGUUUUGCUGAAAGUAACAAACGUAAAGUAGCUGUAUGGCCUUUGCAAAUUAUUUUAUUGGUUCUCUGCCCUGAAAUCAUCCAAGAAAUAACCAAGGAUGUGGUGGAUGAAAGCAAAAUGAACAAGAAACUGUUUCUUGAAAACCUCAGAAAAGCUUUAACUGGGCAUGGAGGAGGAAAACCACUGACUGAAAGUGCUGCCAUUGCUUGUGUCAAGUUGUGUAAAGCAUGCACCUACAUUAACUGGGAGGAUAAUUCUGUUAUUUUUCUCCUUGUUCAAUCUCUAGUGAUUGACCUGAAGAAUUUGCUCUUCAAUGCCAACAAGCCUUUCUCCAGAGGAGCAGGUAAUCAGACUGCGGAUGUGGAUCUCAUGAUCGACUGCCUGGUUUCCUGCUUUCGAAUUAGUCCUCAAAAUAAUCAGCACUUUAAAAUUUGUUUGGCGCCUUCUUCACCUUCGAUAUUUCAUUUUGUUCUUGUAAACUCUUUGCAUAGGAUAAUUACAAAUUCUGCACUUGAUUGGUGGCCUAAAAUAGACGCUGUGUAUUGCUAUUCGGGAGAACUCCGUAGCAUGUUUGCUGAAACUCUCAAAAUUGUUAUGCAGUUGCACACGACAAUUCGUCUUACGCCGUGUGCUGGAAUUUUUCCUCAGAGUCUUACCUUUAAAGAGAAAAUGACAUACCUUAAGUUUAAAGAGAAGCCAACAGAUCUGGAAGCCAAAAGUUACAGAUACCUGCUACUGGCUAUGGUAAAGCUCAUUCAUGGUGAUCCAAAGCUGCUAUUAUAUAACCCAGGAAAGGCAGGUCCUGACACUCAGAGCAGUACUGCAGAAUUAAUUACUGGACUUGUGCAGCUGGUGCCUCAAUCAAGUAUGUCAGAGAUUGCACAAGAAGCUAUGGAGGCCUUGUUGGUACUUCACCAACCUGAACACAUAGAGCUUUGGAACCCUGAAGCACCAAUUGAAACAUUUUGGGAAAUUAGCUCACAGAUGCUUUUUUACAUUUGUAAGAAGCUGACUGGUCAUCAGUUGCUAAACAGCACAGAAAUUCUCAAGUGGCUGCGAGAAAUUUUAAUUUGCAGAAAUAAAUUUCUUCUUAAAUAUAAGGAAAGUGCUGCUGCUGGAAGUGGAAUCCCUAUAUGCCGUCAAGCUCAAACUAAAUUGGAAGUUGCCCUUUACAUGUUUCUUUGGAGUCCUGAUAUUGAGGCUGUUUUAGUCGCAAUGUCAUGUUUUCGAAAUCUCUGUGAGGAGGCAGAUAUCCGAUGUGGAGUUGAAGAAGUAUCUGUUCAUCAGGUCUUGCCAAAUUAUAACACUUUCAUGGAGUUUGCAUCUGUAAGCAACAUGAUGUCGACUGGCAGAGCAGCUCUACAAAAACGUGUCAUGGCUCUACUGAGAAGAAUAGAGAAUCCUACUGCAGGAAACACUGAGGCUUGGGAAGACACACAUUCCAAGUGGGAGCAAGCUACAAAGCUUAUUCUCAACUUCCCAAAAACAAAACUGGAAGAUGGCCAGGUCCAGGAAAGCCUUCAUAAGACAAUUGUGAGGAGGCGAAUGUCUCAUGUAAGUGGAGGGGGUUCUAUAGACUUAUCCGACACAGAUUCACUUCAGGAAUGGAUCAACAUGACAGGAUUUCUUUCUGCUCUUGGAGGAGUCUGCUUGCAACAUCGUAUCAGUGUAGGCUUGGCAACCUACAGCCCACCUAUGGGUGCUAUUAAUGAACGCAAGGGUUCAGUUAUAUCAAUGGUGUCUUCAGAGGGAAACAGUGAAACUCCUGUUAGCAAAUUUAUUGAUCGAUUACUCUCUUUGAUGGUGUGCAACAAUGAAAAAAUAGGGAUACAAAUUCGGACUAGCAUCAAAGAUCUGGUGGGCUUAGAUUUAAGCCCCGCUCUGUAUCCAAUGCUUUUUAACAAAAUGAAGAACAACAUCAGCAAGUUCUUUGAUUCUCAGGGCCAGGUCUUAAUAAAUGAUACAAACACACAAUUUGUUGAACAAACAAUUACUAUAUUGAAGAACUUGCUAGAUAAUCACACAGAAGGAAGCUCUGAGCACUUGGGACAAGCAAGCCUUGAGACAAUGAUGCUAAAUCUGGUCAGAUAUGUCCGUGUGCUGGGGAAUUUAGUUCAUGCUAUCCAGAUAAAGACAAAACUUUGCCAGCUUGUAGAAGUAAUGAUGGAAAGGCGGGAUGAUCUCUCUUUCUGUCAAGAAAUGAAAUUUAGGAACAAGAUGGUUGAAUAUUUAACAGAUUGGGUAAUGGGAACAUCUAAUCAAGCAGCAGAUGAAGAUGUGAAGUGCCUGACAAGGGAUUUGGAUCAGGCCAGUAUGGAAGCUGUGGUGUCUCUUCUUGCAGGUCUACCUCUACAACCAGAAGAAGGCGAUGGUGUUGAAUUAAUGGAGGCCAAAUCCCAGUUAUUUCUAAAAUACUUCACCCUGUUCAUGAACCUUCUCAAUGACUGCAGUGAAGUUGAAGAUGAUGGGACUCAGACCGGGGGUAGGAAGAGAGGGAUGUCUCGGAGACUGGCUUCCUUACGACACUGUACUGUCCUUGCAAUGUCUAAUUUACUAAAUGCUAAUGUGGAUAGUGGUCUUAUGCACUCAAUAGGGUUAGGAUAUCAUAAGGAUUUACAGACAAGAGCCACAUUUAUGGAAGUCCUCACAAAAAUUCUGCAGCAGGGGACAGAAUUUGAUACAUUAGCUGAAACUGUGCUGGCUGAUCGUUUUGAGCGGCUGGUAGAACUAGUUACAAUGAUGGGUGAUCAAGGGGAAUUACCUAUUGCCAUGGCUUUAGCUAAUGUAGUUCCUUGUUCUCAGUGGGAUGAGCUUGCUCGUGUCCUUGUGACUCUCUUUGAUUCCAGACAUCUGCUGUAUCAGCUACUGUGGAACAUGUUUUCUAAGGAAGUUGAACUGGCAGACUCCAUGCAGACACUAUUUAGAGGGAACAGCUUGGCUAGUAAAAUUAUGACAUUUUGCUUUAAGGUGUAUGGUGCCACAUAUCUACAGAAACUAUUGGAACCACUGUUAAGGACCAUAAUUACAUCCCCUGAGUGGCAGCACAUCAGUUUUGAGGUUGAUUCUACAAGGUUGGAUGGGGUUGAAGUCCUAGAAGAAAAUCAGCGCUGGUUGCUUGCAAUGACUGAAAAAUUCUUCCAAGCCAUCAUUAAUUCAGCACAUGAGUUCCCUACUCAGCUUCGUAGUGUGUGCCAUUGCUUGUACCAGGCAACUUGCCACUCCCUACUGAAUAAAGCUACAGUAAAAGAGAAAAAGGAAAACAAAAAAUCAGUUGUAAGUCAGAGGUUUCCACAAAAUAGCAUUGGAGCUGUUGGAAGUGCCAUGUUCCUCAGGUUCAUCAAUCCUGCCAUCGUCUCCCCUUAUGAAGCAGGAAUUUUGGAGAAAAAGCCACCGGCAAGGAUAGAACGUGGCUUGAAGUUAAUGUCAAAGAUUCUCCAAAGCAUUGCCAAUCAUGUCCUGUUCACUAAAGAGGAGCACAUGCGACCGUUUAAUGAGUUUGUCAAAAGCAACUUUGACGCUGCGCGAAGGUUCUUCUUCGACAUAGCAAACAAUUGCCCUCCAAGUGACACAGUUAAUCACAGCCUUUCCUUUAUUACUGAUGGUAAUGUGCUUGCAUUGCAUCGGUUGCUCUGGAACAAUCAGGAGAAGAUUGGGCAGUAUCUUUCCAGUAACAGGGAUCACAAAGCUGUCGGAAGAAGACCUUUUGACAAAAUGGCAACACUUCUUGCCUAUCUUGGUCCACCAGAACACAAGCCAGUGGCUGACACACAUUGGUCUAGUCUUAAUCUCACAAGUUCCAAAUUUGAAGAAUUUAUGACCAGGCACCAGGUACAUGAAAAGGAAGAAUUUAAGGCAUUGAAAACCCUAAAUAUAUUUUACCAAGCAGGGACAUCAAAAGCAGGCAAUCCUGUUUUCUACUAUAUUGCUAGACGGUUUAAGACUGGUCAAAUAAAUGGAGAUUUACUGAUAUACCACGUCUUACUGACUUUAAAGCCAUACUAUGCCAAGCCAUAUGAGAUAGUAGUAGAUCUCACACAUGCUGGGCCAAGCAAUCGCUUUAAGACUGACUUCCUUUCCAAAUGGUUUGUGGUUUUUCCUGGCUUUGCUUAUGAAAAUGUUACAGCAGUUUAUAUCUACAACUGUAACUCCUGGGUCCGAGAAUACACCAAAUACCACGAGAGACUGUUGACUGGACUGAAAGGCAGCAAGAGACUUAUUUUUAUUGAUCCAUCUGGAAAGUUGGCUGAGCAUAUUGAGCAUGACCAGCAGAAACUCCCUGCAGCCACCUUGUUUUUGGAGGAGGAUCUUAAAUUGUUCCAUAAUGCGCUAAAACUUGCCCACAAAGACACAAAAGUGUCUAUAAAGGUGGGCUCUACAGCGGUACAAGUAACCUCAGCAGAGAGAACUCGAGUCUUGGGACAGUCAGUCUUUCUCAAUGACAUUUAUUAUGCAUCUGAGAUCGAAGAAAUAUGUCUGGUAGAUGAAAACCAGUUCACAUUGACCAUUGCCAACCAAGGAACCCCUCUCACUUUCAUGCACCAGGAGUGUGAAGCCAUUGUCCAGUCUAUAAUUCAUAUAAGGACCCGAUGGGAACUGUCACAGCCUGAUUCCAUUCCCCAACACACUAAAAUCCGGCCAAAGGAUGUACCAGGAACACUACUUAAUAUUGCGUUGCUUAACCUGGGAAGCUCAGACCCAAGUUUACGGUCUGCUGCCUAUAACCUUCUGUGUGCCUUAACGUGUACCUUUAAUUUAAAGAUUGAAGGGCAGUUACUGGAGACUUCUGGUCUGUGUAUCCCUGCCAAUAAUACACUUUUCAUAGUCUCCAUUAGUAAGACUUUGGCAGCUAAUGAACCUCACCUCACUCUUGAGUUUUUGGAAGAGUGCAUCUCUGGCUUUAGCAAAUCUAGCAUUGAACUGAAGCAUCUCUGUUUGGAAUACAUGACUCCUUGGCUGUUAAAUCUUGUCCGAUUCUGUAAACUUACUGAUGAUGCUAAACGUCAACGUGUUAGUGCCAUUUUGGAUAAACUCAUAACUAUGACAAUAAAUGAAAAACAAAUGUAUCCUUCUAUACAAGCAAAGAUAUGGGGGAGUCUGGGGCAGAUCACAGAUCUUCUUGAUGUUGUGUUGGAUAGCUUCAUUAAAACCAGUGCAACUGGUGGUUUGGGAUCCAUUAAGGCUGAGGUGAUGGCAGAUACAGCAGUUGCUUUAGCAUCAGGCAAUGUAAAACUGGUUUCAAGCAAGGUGAUAGGAAGAAUGUGUAAAAUAAUAGACAAGACCUGCCUCUCACCCACCCCAACACUGGAGCAGCAUCUAAUGUGGGAUGAUAUUGCCAUUCUUGCUCGUUACAUGCUGAUGCUGUCCUUCAACAACUCCUUGGACGUUGCUGCUCAUCUUCCCUACCUCUUCCAUGUUGUUACAUUGCUAGUAGCAACUGGUCCUUUGUCUCUUCGAGCUUCCACCCAUGGGCUUGUCAUCAAUAUCAUACACUCCUUGUGUACUUGCUCACAGCUGCAUUUUAGUGAGGAGACGAAACAAGUAUUGAGACUCAGUUUGACUGAAUUCUCAUUACCCAAAUUCUACCUGUUGUUUGGAAUUAGUAAAGUGAAGUCUGCAGCUGUUAUAGCUUUCCGAUCCAGUUACCGUGACAGAUCCUUUUCACCAGGAUCUUAUGAGAGGGAAACUUUUGCUUUGACUUCAUUGGAGACCGUUACAGAAGCCCUGCUGGAAAUUAUGGAGGCUUGUAUGAGAGACAUUCCAAACUGCAAGUGGCUGGACCAGUGGACGGAACUAGCUCAGAAGUUUGCUUUCCAGUAUAACCCGUCACUUCAGCCACGUGCUCUUGUUGUAUUUGGCUGUAUCAGCAAACGUGUUUCUCAUGGACAGAUAAAGCAAAUUAUUCGAAUCCUGAGCAAGGGGCUUGAAAGUUGCUUAAAAGGUCCAGACAAUUACAACAGCCAAGUUCUAAUAGAAGCUACAGUAAUCACACUUACUAAAUUGCAGCCACUUCUUAAUAAGGAAUCUCCUAUGCACAAAGCCCUGUUUUGGGUUGCUAUGGCAGUACUGCAAUUGGAUGAAGUUAACCUUUAUUCAGCAGGUACAGCACUUCUUGAGCAAAAUUUGCACACAUUGGACAGCCUUCGAGUCUUCAAUGACAAGAGUCCAGAAGAGGUGUUCAUGGAGAUCAGAAAUCCUUUGGAGGAAUGGCAUUGUAAACAAAUGGAUCAUUUUGUUGGGCUUAAUUUUAACUCUAACUUUAACUUUGCACUAGUUGGACACUUGCUGAAAGGUUAUCGACACCCAUCUCCUACUACAGUGGCCAGAACUAUACGAAUCCUCCACACAUUGUUGUCUCUUGUAAACAAACACACGAACUGUGAUAAAUUUGAGGUGAACACUCAAAGCGUUGCAUAUUUAGCAGCAUUGCUCACUGUGUCUGAAGAGGUGAGGAGCCGAUGCAGCCUGAAGCACAGAAAAUCACUGUUACUGACAGAUGUCUCAAUGGAAAAUGUACCUAUGGAUACAUAUCCAAUGCACCACAGUGACCCUAGCUGCAGAACAUUAAAGGAAACUCAGCCAUGGUUGUCUCCAAAGGGAUCUGGUGUGCUUUUGGCUGCAAGCUACCCAACAGUGGGGCAAGUCAGCCCCAGAACCAGGAAGUCAAUGAGUUUGGAUAUGGGACAACCAUCUCAAGCUAACACUAAAAAGCUUCUAGGUACAAGGAAAAGCUUUGACCACUUAAUAUCUGACACUAAGGCUCCUAAGAGACAGGAGAUUGAGUCUGGUAUCACUACACCUCCCAAAAUGAGAAGAGUUGCAGAGAAUGAUUAUGACAUUGACACACCGAGAAUAUCAUCUCCGCAGCAGCAUCCUCAUUUGCGUAAAGUCUCUGUCUCCGAGUCAAAUGUGCUUUUGGAUGAGGAGGUCCUAACUGACCCAAAAACACAAGCUCUGCUGCUCACCGUUCUUGCUACAUUAGUAAAGUACACUACAGAUGAGUUUGAUCAACGAAUCUUGUAUGAGUAUUUAGCAGAAGCCAGCGUGGUCUUUCCAAAAGUGUUUCCUGUUGUACACAAUUUACUGGAUUCCAAGAUAAACACCCUUUUAUCCCUGUGUCAAGAUCCUAAUUUACUUAAUCCAAUUCAUGGGAUAGUGCAAAGUGUUGUUUACCAUGAAGAGUCCCCUCCACAGUACCAGCCUUCAUAUCUACAAAGUUUUGGUUUUAAUGGUUUGUGGAGGUUUGCUGGACCCUUCUCCAAGCAAACACAAAUCCCAGACUACGCAGAGCUGAUAGUGAAGUUUCUUGAUGCCUUGAUUGACAAGUACUUGCCAGUAAUAGAUGAAGAAGCCAGUGAGGAAUCUCUACUGACACCUACAUCUCCUUACCCUCCUGCAGUGCAGAGUCAACUGAGUAUUACAGCUAACCUUAACCUUUCCAAUUCAAUGACCUCCCUAGCAACUUCCCAGCAUUCCCCAGCUUCUCUGCCUUGCUCUAAAUCAGCAGUUUUCAUGCAGCCACUCCCUCAUCAAGGGAUUGACAAGGAGAAUGUGGAACUGUCUCCCACUACUGGCCACUCAAACAGCAGCAGAACUCGCCACGGUUCAGCAAGCCAAGUGCAAAAGCAGAGAAGUGCUGGCAGCUUCAAACGUCACAGCAUUAAGAAGAUUGUGUGAAGAUUUUUUUUUAUUUAUUUUACAGUUCCUUUUUCUAAAACUGACUUACCUAAGCGGGUGGUUCAACAGAAACCCAACGCAUAUUACGAUGCUGCACUUCAUUUUUUUAACGUUCCCAUGCAGUCAGCCAUGUUGCCAGAAGAUCAACACUUUCAAAGCAUUGCUUGAACUUAACACCAUUUGGUUUACCUGGCCAUGUUUUGUGUUUGACUUUGCUUUAUGACUUUUUCAUUUUUAAAUUUUCAUUCUGUAUGAGGGAGCCAUGAUCAUCAGAUUGUAAAUUUCAGAAUGAAGGAUUUUGUAGAUUUGAUAAUAAUUGCCCUGCCUAUUACUGCAUUAACCGUCUGAACAUUUGUGGCAUUUUCAUGGAAAUGUCCUCUUUGCCUUGUUUGUUUUUGUUUUGUUUUGUUUUUUAUUCAGUCUGUCUUUUUGUUGAACUUUAUUUUAUUAAAAAUGUUAAUGCUAAUCCUUUCUAGUGGCUUUGGUGGGGAAAGAAAUAAUCCCAGAUUUAAAUUCAUUUUUUGAAAAUUUAGCUGUGGAUUUUUUACCUAUUUGCCUAAAACAUUGUUUCCAGUCAUAAUAAAGACCUUAGAUUUUCAUGAAGGUACUUCCGGUAACAAGCAGGAUAUGUUCUGUCUCAAUGGGCCAUCAUCAAAUUUUUGGGGUACUCCAUAACAUUUAUAUAUCCUAUUUUUAUUUGUAAUAUGUGCAUUGGAAUGAACUGACCUUUUUGCCUGGAAACAAAAUAAAAGACAAAAAAAUAUAUAUAUAUUAUAAAUGCAAAUGAAGGAUUGCUGCCUUAACUCUGCACUAUAUUUUAAAGGCAGAUCCAACGUGGCAUAAUUUAAUUUAACCUAUGAUUAUGUAAAUAUAUGUUAAUUUUUCACAAAGUAAAACUUCUGGUAGGUGCAUCUAGCUGCAUCUAGAAGAUAAAGGGCUUAAACUCCUUUCUGUAUAGGAAAUGUUACUCCUCCUUCCACAUGGAGAAUGGUUAAGAUACAUUUCCCUGAAGCACUUAGGGGCAUUUUUUUCAUGCUCUAAAGCUGUGGUGGCCUUGGAAUAUAUACAUUGUACGUUUAGUGUGACUAGAGCAUAUAGUCCCUGCAGAAAAGAGAACACCUUGCAAUUCCAGCUAUCAGGAAAAGGAAGUGUAACAACCAAUUUCUGUGCAAUGCAAAAUCAGGUUACAUGCAUCUCCUUAAGCAGAAGAUGAAACUGUGCAAUGUUUAAAACUGACAACAUUCUACUUGCUUGCACUGGAGGAACAACUAUUGAUACUUGGCAUAUAAUGGUAUGUUAUGGAACGUUCAACACCUCUUGCCUUUGUUUCAAAUUUGUGAUAAUACUACGCUCCCUAAAGAGGCCAAAAAGCAAAUGCUGUUACCUAGGUAUUCUUCAAAAUGCUGCACAUCUGAUUUUUGCCCUCUUUGGGAGCACUGAACAAGAUUAUUUUUAACACAAAAGCAAGAAACGAAUAUCCCAUUAAUUCUCUUAAGAAGUAGUCCUUUAUUGCUUGCCAUAAAAUGUUUGACUUGUUUUCUUCCUAAGAUUAGUUUUAUUGCUUGCAUCCUGCUAAAAGAUGUGCAUUUCUUUUACUAAAGAUGAUUAAGUCAUUCUAUAUAAAUGACCAAAUGCAUUUGUUUGAAACUUGUAAUGUAAAUACAUUUAUAUCUUAUUUGAGGGCCUGCGCUUUGGGUAUACGUUUUUCUUCUUUUGCCAAAAUCUUAAGAUACCCUAGAUGCAUUGAGCAUAAACACUUUCUAGUUGUUUUUAUGCACAUUUCUGUUGUAAGACAGCCUGACUCUGCAUGCUUCAUCAGCAAUAAGUAAGGAAUAUAGCUGAUUACUGCGUUGGGACAAGACAACUUUGUUCCUUGCAUACUUUUUUAAAAUGAGGCAAUUACACAAGUAAAUUCGUCCUCCUUGACUUGCCAAGUGCUAGUAUGUAUUUUAAAUGAAAAGGGGAACUAUAGCUGUCUAGGUGAUUUUCUCUGCUCCCCAGCAUAAACUACUAUUAAUUAUCAUAAUUAUCUCAAUUACACACAGUUUACUAGGAGUAUACAGUGCAUCAGACUGAAAUAUGUAACCAAAUUAAAAAAGAAUUUAGCAAGCUGCGCACAGAGGUAAUGGAUGUCUCACUGAAAGCAUGCACUCUCACUGUGAAAUACAGCUCUUGCAGCAUUACAAGAAAUCACUCAUUUGCUGCUGUAUUACACAUAAGAUAUAUUCGUAUUAGCCACAAUGCUAAACCGUUAAGCUUUAAUGCUAUGAUAUGCGCAUACUAUUUUAGCAUAUCUUAUACUGAGAUACAAUGGAGGACAGUUAAUAUCUUUUCCUCCAGAAUAUUAAUCACAGAGGGGGAAAAUCCUUUUUGACUAAUGUGAGCAAAAGGGAUUCUCAUCUAGGUGCUCAUUUUAGGGCUAAAUGUAUUUACCGCUCACCAUAUAAUUCAGUACCUGGAUGCUAUUAUAUAAUUGGAACUUGAACUAAAAAUAGAAAGAGAAUGGAGUUAAAGAAACAUAAAUGUAGGUAAUAAAUGUAUAGCUAAAUUUUUAUUGUCUUUUAGUAAAUCAAACUCCACAGCUAAAUGAAAAGAUAAUGGUACAUAGAAAUGUUGGGAUUUAAUAUAUAUAUAUAUAUAGCACAUAAUCUGCAUUUAAUCACAAAAUAAAUCAUAUUUCACAUAUAUGUAAAUAAUUGUCUUAUUGUUUCAUUAAGUGAUUAUGUUUAUAAUUUGUUUACAGUCCUGGAAAAAACAAUGGACAAUAUAUUAUGCAAAUAGUCUGCCAAAAUGAGGUUCUAUAAGUUAUCUCGCAGUAGCUUACACGGAAGAUGCUGAGAACUAGCUUAUAUGAUGUAGACAAUAUAAACACACUGCACGCGCAUUCACUUGGAUGUGCUGUGUACGGUUAUCCUAUCAGUGGUUGGAAAAUUCUUCUGCAGCUGAAAUAAAAAGACACCAAUUAACAAGAAAAAGUCUGUCCACAGCUGACAUGCACAUCAGAGAUCUAAUGCCUUUUGUUGAUGGUGGUGCAUGUUUGCUUUAUGCAUUUUUGUUUAGUCAUCCUGCCUAUCAGAGAAAUACUGUAGAAAGUGAAUGCUUAACAUAACUCCCCCUAUUCUACAAUCAUUCUUUUUUUGUUUUAUGAAGGUGCAACUGCAUUGAAUUCAAAUUUGAGAUCUCUGUAGUGAAAAAAAGAAAUGUCUUUGCUUAACAUUGUUUUUGCUAUUUCUUUUGCAAAUUGUGUCUGCAGGCAGUCAUGCAUCUUACAUUUAUCUUCUAUUUUUGUAUAUAAUAGUGUGAAACAGUUUCAUUUAUAUGAUAAUAGACUGUAAGAGAGUUGAUCGACCUAAAAAUCUUACUUUCCCCUUAGUCUUAUAGAUUAAGGAGGAACAUUGUGUCUGAAACAUAAAACUUUGUCACAUUAUUUUUAGUAUUUGUUAAGUAUUGCUUGACUCUGAUGUGCAUGUUGGUUAUUAUUUUAUUACUGUAACCCUUCAGGCUCACAUUCAUCCCGAUUCCUAAACCGUGAUCUGUAUUUCUGCUGUAGGUUGUAUGACUUAAUCUCAAGAUUCACUAAUAUUUUUUUCUUUGUCUUUCCCAAUGUUAUGCAACAGACUUUACCACAAAAAAGUCACUUUUAAGUGUUAGCUACAUUACUUUUUUUUAAAGCCGUACAUUCAUCUGUAAAUAUUUUUUGUGUAAAAUUUGACAGAAAGGUAUAUUUACUACACUGUAAAUACAUGUGACAAUAUAUUGUAUUAUUUUGCUUUUUUGUAAAGCAGUUAGUUGCUGUACAUGUAUAACAUACAAAAUUUGAUUAUUCUAGUGUUAGUAAUUGUUAACUUCUCUCCUUCCUGCUGUUGAGUAUGUCAUUUAAAUGAAAAAAAAAUGCUGUGUACUACACUCACACUGUGUAUGAUAAUUUCCUUUCAGGCCACAACAUUUCAAAUGUUCCUUUACUCACUAUCCUGUUAAUAUUGUAAGCAAGUGUAUGCUAGCAGGAAUAAUACUGCCACCUCCAGCCAAACUGGUAACUAGAUGCUAUUAGCAAAUACAGUAUGGUUUAUCAUUACUGUUCUCAACCCAAUGUUCCCUCAUGUAUGUACAUCCCCUUUUUGAAGUAAAAUGAAAAUUCAGUCAGA
Molecule: messenger RNA, 12685 nt
Organism: Bombina bombina (fire-bellied toad)
Lineage: Eukaryota; Metazoa; Chordata; Amphibia; Anura; Bombinatoridae
Gene: NF1
Product: neurofibromin 1
Exons: 58
Coding region: 105-8540 (2811 amino acids)
Biological process (GO): regulation of GTPase activity
Source: RefSeq, a predicted model, not a curated record